AUGAGCUCUAAGUCGGCCCACGCCAGGGUUAUUUGGAACGGCGUGGACAGUUUCAGGGUAUAUCAUCGCGACCCGCGCCAAGAACCACGAGUACCGCCGCUACCUCUUGCCGUUGAGCGGUCGCCGCAUCUGUCUGGUUCUACACCACCCACCCGCCCCAUCUCGCGCAUUGAGUAUGUCGCACACAUCUCUCGCGGCAAGGUGCCCUGCCAAGUCCCGGAGGAUGGCGGAAUUGGCAAUGCAGACUUCAAUGCGGGCAAAAAGGUCUCGAAAUACGCCUACGAAAUCCUGGAUCUGUGGAGGCUGAAGCAACCCAUCAGUCUGAAGCUGGCUAUCUCGAAUGGCCUACUAAAGGGUCCGCCGCAGAAGUAUUGUUGUGUACCCCUCGCGCUCCUGGAGAGCUGUCCGAUGGACACACAGGAGCAUAUAAUCUCGAGGGCGCCGCAAGAGACCCCUGUGGAAGGAGAGAUGAAGGACUAUGUUCUCCCGGAGGAAUCCAAAGAAGCGCCCAGCUCCUAA
Molecule: messenger RNA, 519 nt
Organism: Blastomyces dermatitidis ER-3
Lineage: Eukaryota; Fungi; Ascomycota; Eurotiomycetes; Onygenales; Ajellomycetaceae
Exons: 2
Coding region: 1-519 (172 amino acids)
Source: RefSeq, a predicted model, not a curated record